Messenger RNA from Liolophura sinensis, 5733 nucleotides. RefSeq names its product beta-1,3-galactosyltransferase 5-like. Gene Ontology annotation, biological process: protein O-linked glycosylation. Gene Ontology annotation, molecular function: hexosyltransferase activity. Lineage: Eukaryota; Metazoa; Mollusca; Polyplacophora; Chitonida; Chitonidae. The record is from RefSeq and is a predicted model, not a curated record. The transcript has a single exon. Gene Ontology annotation, cellular component: Golgi membrane. Bases 150 to 1484 code for a protein of 444 amino acids.
AUGGAGGUGAUUCUACACAUGUGGAAAAUGUUGGUGUUGAAGUUAAACAAACCGCACGCUCCAUUCAGAGUGGCCAAAGGAAUUCUUUAGCAAUCAAAAAUGUGCAAAUAUUGCCUUCAAAUGACACGUCUGGGAGGCCAGGUGACAGAAUGAUGCAACUGCCAGAGAGCAGGAAUCUUGCACCCUUCAAAAAUAAAAAUGAAAAGAAUGGUACAAAACAAGUGGACUUUGCUAAACCAUCAUUUAAAGAUACGCAAAAAAUGGGUGAAUCUUUGGUGCCUCACAGUAUGUGGUCGUUUAGAGAUGACAUCAACUCCUACAGCGAUCUUGUGAAAAAGGUCGUGCAUGAAAAUGGUCAGCGAGCCAAUCAUCGUAAAGCUUCGAUUUUAGAUAAAUAUGUGUUCCCUGUGAAGCAUGCGAACAGUGAAGACAACAAAAGAUCAAUGGGAGAAGAUGGUUACCAGAAACAUCGUUUCCAUGACGGUCUACAAAACUUUGAACCCGACCAUCAUGUUCUUCAACUGGAUCGCUCGCCUAAAGAACUGGUGUACAAGUUUCAAUCUGACACUGACAACAUCAAUCACGGAGACAGCGAAAGCACUCGUCCUGAAACAUGCAAAGGAUGCAUGAAUCUUGGCUUCACAUAUCUAGUCAAUGGCUCAACGAUUUGCCAAAAGGGCAGAAACGGCUUGGACUUGCUGAUUCUUGUGGCGUCUGAUCCAGUCAAUGAACUCGCCCGAACGGCGAUUCGCUCCACAUGGGGCAGAAUUUGUCGCAGACCCGACUCAAACAUCGCCUGUGUGUUCAUGAUCGCCAACACUCCAAAUCUUUACCUGAACCAGCAAGUAUUCAAGGAAAGUUUAAAGCACGAAGACAUCGUCAUCUUUUCCUUCAUGGAUGCCUACACGAAUUUGACGUUUAAAUCACUCAUGGGACUUCGAUGGUCCCAGCAGUUUUGUCCGCAAGCGUCGUACAUAAUGAAAACGGACGAGGAUGUUUAUGUUAAUACUCACCAAAUACCCAUAAUGCUUCGGGCUGCCCCGAGCGAGGGGUUUGUGGGUGGGUUCUGUUGGGGUCAAUCUAGGCCCAGUCGAGACCCCAGCAACAAGUGGCAUGUUUCCUAUAACCAGUAUGCAAGGGAGUUCUUCCCACCAAUGUGUUCUGGGACUGGUUACAUCCUCAGUCACGACCUUGUCAUAUCCAUUUUGAAAGUCUCGCCAAACAUUCCAUUCUUUAAUCUAGAAGACGUGUACAUUGCCUUUUGUUUUCAAGAACUUGGAAUUCUUCCGAUAAAUAUUCAAGGAUUUUCAAACAUGAGGACAGACUUCCAGUCGUGUGAAUAUAAGUAUUAUGUCAUGACAUCGCAUCAGAUUAGUGAAAUGGAAAUGAUAGACUUCUGGGAGGAAAUCCAGACUUGCCCUGACCAUGCAUUCUCCCCCCAGGAGCUGUACAAUCCACUUAUGUUACCUGAUCUGACAGAGUAGAGGCCAGCCUUUACUCACAGGUGUUGUGUGAAUGGAAAGACUUGUUAUAUGCACCAAAAAUAUGCAUUUUUAGAACACUUUUUUCUUUCUCUUUAUGCAUUUGAAAUAUCAUGGGUUGCAUUUUCAGAUGUGGUUUUUUCUUCUCUUAGUUCGGAAACAUCAAUGUGUUACAUGUGAUGUCUUUGCUUCCCUUAGGUUUGGAACAUCAUGCUAUGUCAUACACAUACACUAGAAAAAGAAUGACGGAUUUUUUCCUUCUCUUAGUUUUAAAAUAUCAUUGGUUGCACACACACUACGAACAUAGGAAAUUUUGUUCAGCUCUUAAAAAGUAACUGCUUUCAGACAUCUCUUCUCAUUUUCAUAAUAUCAGUUUUUUCAUAUUUCUUCCACUUUUUUUUGUUUUUCUCAAAUGAAUGAGAAACAAUACUGAGUUUAUGGCUCAAGGAACAAGUUAGGCACACCACCAUCGGAGGACUGUAUCGCAGAGUUAUCUUCCCUUAGACAACAUCCAGAUGCCAACCUUGGUCCUGAGCCAUAUGAGGGCAGGCUGAAAAGAUGUCAGCCAGAGGUACUAGGACUCAGUAUCUGCUGGUUAUAAAUUGAACAGCCCCUUAUCAAUACACAUGUAUAAUGGAAAUGUGAGAAAUCCACCACAGAGAAAUUAUAUUGAAAAAGAAAAAUUAUUUUAUUCUUUCUUUGUUCUUUUAAGUUCCUCAGGCCGAUAACUUUUCAGAUAGCCAUCUGUCUCAGUAUUCUAUUUCAUUGUCUGUGAAAGAACAUUCUCCAUCAUCCAGGCAUUCCGUGAGGUCUGCCCUCUUAGCACUCUUUCUCCAUCAUCCAGGCAUUCCGUGAGGUCUACCCUCUUAGCACUCUUUCUCCAUCAUCCAGGCAUUCCGUGAGGUCUGCCCUCUUAGCACUCUUUCUCCAUCAUCCAGGCAUUCCGUGAGGUCUGCCCUCUUAGCACUCUUUCUCCAUCAUCCAGGCAUUCCGUGAGGUCUGCCCUCUUAGCACUCUUUCUCCAUCAUCCAGGCAUUCCGUGAGGUCUGCCCUCUUAGCACUCUUUUAGCGAAUAUUAAAUGUGAUGACAACUCAGCAUUUUGAGUAAUUCUUGUCCGGAAAUCAAUAGUAUUUUUUAUUUACCGAUUUAUGCUUAAGCCAUGGUGCUAGGGGGCGUGCACAUUGCUACUUUUGAAGGAUACAAUGUAUACAUGAACACCUUAACAAUGGUAAAUUGACAAGAGGUCGUAUUUCACCGGUUACGUGUGACCAUUUGUCAGCUAUCACACUGUUAUUGCCACUCUGGUUUUACUCUCUAUGCUGUACGUCUUUUAUACUUACAACGGACACAAGGCUCAGUUUUCUUGUUCUAAUACAUAAUGCCAAUGUGUUAGUAAAUUCUGGAUUACAAAUCCAUUUAAAAAGACUGAGUCUUUUGUCCACCAUUUUAUUGUUUUAUUGGCAGUAAUUAUUGGUUUUUGCCAAAGUGCUACUUUGUAAAUCAUGUCGAGUUGGCUUCCAGUUUACCAGUUAUUUCUGCUAAUUAUGAAUUCCAUGUUUCUUAUAUAAUAUUUAAGUAUGUUAAUUAACCAUGCUGGUCAUUCAUGGGUACAGGUAUUCAUGCAAAUGUCUGUAUAUAUUCAAUGUUCACACACAUCUUAAACGGAAAGAAUCCAUCAAGCUAUCCUUAAAACUGUGUGUCUGCUGACCUCACCGAUCUGACAAAUUAAAAUCAUGCUCACCUGAAAGUUUGCAUUAGCCACGUUCAGAAUAAAACUUUGAUUCGAUAUUCACACAUAGAUUGAACACAAAGGUCUACCAAAAAUCCAUCCAACUCUCCUUAGAAAUGCACAUCUGUCGGCCACACCAAAAUGACUCAUUAAACCAGGCCCUUCUAAAGGUGUUUUACUGAACUCAUUCAGAAAUGAAAAAUUUUUGGCGGGGGUGGGGAUGGGCGGAGGAAAAUGAGGCCACACCAAUUUCAACUGUUGUUUUUACGGUAUAAAAUUUAUUAGAGAAUAAAUAAAAAUAAAACUUGAAAAUCAUCUGAUUUAUGGAAAAUACGGUCUGUUUCAGCAAUUUCUUUCCUGACGAAGACACAUUUACAUAUUCUGAAAUUCUUGAAAACAGGAAAUUCAAAAAACUUCAAGAUUAAAAUGUUAAAAGCAGAUUUUCAGUUUUAAGUUUAGAUUUUUUUUUUUUAAUAUUUAGAUUAUUUGUGUCAGCUAGCCUGUAAAACACAAAAUAAACUGUCAGCUGAUGACCCAAAUGGCAGGAAGUCUCCUUGUGACUUUUGACAUGUGACCUCAUUGUUGUCUCCUCUUUCUCAGAAUAUGAUUGGAUGUCCAUAUCAUGUGACCUGGCCAAGGCAACACCUUCACCACUUGGCCUCUGCCCAUUCCCAGUGUAUUACGUUCUUGUUACCCAGCACACAAACAUGUAUAUCUCAUCAAUGUAUGCUUUUGGUAUAAGCAAUAUAUUUCCAAAGGAAACCAGGAAUGACAAAGAGGCAUUACCUAUGUUAAUGUUUCUCCUUAAUGAUUAUGGCCUGAUAUUACAUCAGCAAAGUUUCAGCCAUAUCAUGACGACCUCAUUGCAAGGAAUUCAGCAGUGAGUAUUAUCACUUACCAAGGUGAUUCCACCUGGAAAUUAUAUGUAUCUUAUAGGUCUAUUCCCAUGCUGCUGAUCACCAAGUGAUUAACAAAACAUGGCCAGCCUCAUGACCUUUGACCCACAUGAUACAAUGCAAAUGGCUUAGAUCCAACACAGGAAUCUAUCAUACUUGAUUUUCAAACCAUGGAUAUAAUGUGAUAUGGAAAGCAAAGGGGAAUAUUUUACAAAUAAUAUUAUGUAAUAUUGAACAGGUUGUAUAGGAUUGAUGAUGAUUUUUAGAGAUCUGGACGACAAAUUUCAAGACCCUUUCAACUCUACUUGUGUUGUGAAAAUUUCCUUUGUACCCUAAUUCCUCAACCUUUUCGCAUAUGAAAUACCAACUUUCAGUGUAAUUUACGCACAUUUAUCAUUUGAUUCUGGUUGGACUGGCCAAUUUCAGAGAUAUACAGAAGGUAUAAUUUUAUCAGUCAACACAAGAUAAUGCCUUCAGAACAGGCUAGAAUCACAGCUUGCAAACACGUGAAAAAACUGAAGAAUUAAACAGUAAUUUACACGCGAGAUUUGUUAGGUAUGACUUAGUUUCUGCUUAAUAAGAUGGGAUCUGAUGUCUGACAACGUCCUCGUUUGGCUGGGGGUUUUUUUACGGUACAUUUUUCUUUACUCCCUCUUCUGAGCCCAGUUUCACCAAGCAGGGGAUGACAUUUUUUUGAUCGUACAUUUUUCGUCUGACAUUUUGCACAUCAUUAUUACUGUGCCCUUGUCCUAUGUGUGCGAUUACUGUACAUGUACAACAUCUUUAUGAAACUGGGCCCAGGUUAUGACAUGUGGUCACAGGUUCUGUAACCUUACUGCACUUAGGCAAUACCAACUGUAUUUUGGGUUUCAAAAGCAAGCCAACACCAAAAAAUCCAAAACUGGAAAUAAAAACAAAACUCAAAAUCCACCUUUUCAUCAUGUGUGAUCUUGAUGUUUCUGUGAUUUUUUUCAAAUCAUGUAAAUAUAUCUUCAACAAGAAAAAAUUGUUCCAAUAGUCCUCAUUUCCCACAGACGAUUUUUCAGAUUUGUUUUUUAAUUUGUAUUCUCUCUGAUGACAUUGCAAAAAAAAAAACAAAAAUUAAAAUUGGCGUGGCCUGAUGGAUUCAGUCCAACAGAAAUGGGUCACAAUCCGUAGAAUACAACUUCUCACCAUAAACACUGAAUGCUUGUUCUUUUCAGCGCUUCUGUUAUUUUCCAAAACUGAUAAUUUGGAUCACGAAUUUUGUACAUAUACCAUACAUAUGUAUCCGAAUCUGUGGAUAUGAUUUUGGUUUUGAUAACAUGCAAAAGUAUUGAGUGAGUGAGUGAGUGAGUGAGUGCUUGGGGUUUAACGUCAUACUCAACCAAGAGUAUUGCCAAUAUAUAUAUAUUGCUAUUUUGUGCUUAGGCCUUGUUUCAAAAUAUGUUUGUUUCAUGUACCCCUACCAACCCACCAAACAGGCCCUAUUCAUGGCUACCAAUAAGCUUUCCUCUAGAAAAUCAGUUAAUUUUCCAUUCCUAGAACAAUUUUCCCACAAAUGCAAUAAGAACUCUGUACAAUAAUACUUUCAUGUAGUAAGGUCGUUGCCUAAAGACAAUGGCAUGUUAACCAAUUUUUUUUUUU